AUGGGCUUUAAAGAUAAUCAAUACCAUGCGUGGUGUGAAGAAAAUGAAGGUAAUAUAACUCCCGAAAGAAUAUUGGCAAUUUUCAAUAAUUUAGCUACCAAAUAUGGGUUUCAGGAUGACAAUGUAAGGAACAUAUACGCUUUAUUCAUGACUCAACUAGAUUCAAGGUCAAGUAGAAUGAGUGGCUCUUGUGCAUUGAAAUCAUUGCAUAUGAACUACAUUGGAGGAUUGAAUUCCAAUUAUAAAAAUUGGUAUUUAUCUGCACAAUACUUUUAUGAAGAUGAUGAAAAUUGGACGCCAAAAAAGAAAAAGAAGAAAAAGAGGAUGAAGAAAUCAACUAAAAUUGAUGAUGAUGAUGAUGGUGAUGGUGAUGAUGAUGGUGGUGGUGGUGGUGGUUUCGAUGGCGAGGAUGAGGAAGAUAGGUGGCUAAGGAAGUUUCGUAAUUGCACUGAGGAAGAUUACGUUUAUCAAGUUGCAUUGUAUUUGCUCAUUUGGGGAGAAGCCAAUAAUAUACGCUUUAUGCCUGAAUGUCUAUGUUUUAUUUAUCAAUGUGCCUUGGAUUAUCAAGGAGAAAAUUUUGAGAAAUUUUAUUUUCUUGAUAAGAUUAUUACACCCUUGUACAGUUUCCUAAGAGAUCAACAGUAUAAGCUUAUUGGUGACCGAUGGAAAAGAAAAGAAGUAGACCAUUCACAGACUAUUGGGUAUGAUGACGUAAAUCAACAUUUUUGGAGUCGUCAAGGACUAAAUAAGCUCAAGUUGUAUUCAGGUGAAGUGUUUUACGAGAUAAAGAAGGAAUCGAGAUUCAAGGAGAUUUGCCAGAUAAAUUGGCAAAAGUCGCUUUCAAAGACUUAUCGUGAACGAAGAACUUGGAUUCACGUAUUGACCAACUUCAAUCGCAUCUGGAUCAUUCAUGUUUCGAUGUUUUGGUACUUUAUGUCAUUCAACUCCCCUUCGUUGUAUACCAGAGACUAUACACCGGAAAAGACACCCUUGUUGCAUAUCAGAUUAGCAAUUGUGUCUGCUGGCGGCACUAUUGCCGCAUUAAUUUCCUUAUUUGCAACCAUUUCCGAGUUUCUAUUCAUCAAGAGCAAGAAUUUUAAAAAAUUGGCUAUUUUGCUCUUAUUGCUAGUCCUAAAUACAGCUCCUAUAACUUACAACUUGGUGAUUUUGAAAUGGAACGAGUAUUCUCACUUGGGAAACAUAUUCGCCGGCCUCAUGUUGACUGUAUCAAUCAUUACAUUUGUAUACUUGUCAAUUGUACCAUUUGGUAGCAUCGACUCCAUUUUUGCAACCUCCUUCCCGAAAUUAAGGUUGCGAAAUCGGCUUUUUUCGGUCUUUUUAUGGGUUACUGUUUUUGCUGCGAAAAAUUCCGAGUCGUAUUUCUUUUUGAUUUUAUCAUUAAAGGAUCCUAUACAGAUAUUGUCGAGUAUUGAGUUGGAGUGCAAUAGUGGGCAUUUUUUGUGUAAGUUCCAACCCAAGAUCACCUUGUUUUUGUUUUAUUUGACCGACUUGAUCUUGUUCUUUUUGGAUACUUAUCUUUGGUUGCCUGAUCGAGUAUUGACAAAAAUCUACUAUGGAGAAUCAAUGAAUUUGAUAUUGGUGAUAUCCCAAAUUUGGAACAGUAUCAUCAUAUCAAUGUAUAGAGAACAUCUACUUUCAGUUGAACAAGUUGGGAAGUUGAUAUACCAAAAGGAGUUUGAGGAUGAGAAUAUCCGUCCACCUUUAUUUUUUGUCAAUGAAGACGACAACACCUUUAAACUACAUGCAUUUAUCAAGACUGAAGAAGAAUGGGAAAGAAGAAUUACGUUUUUUGCCCAGUCUCUAUCUAGUCCACUUCCUGAACCGUUUCCCGUGGUUUCAAUACCAUCUUUUACCGUUUUAAUCCCACAUUAUUCAGAAAAGAUUCUUUUAUCUUUGAAGGAUUUGAUAAAGGAGCAAAGUUUCUCUAAAUUGUCCUUAUUGGAGUACUUGAAGCAAUUGCAUAGCAAUGAAUGGGAAUCGUUUGUUCAGGAUAGUAAAAUGAUUCUGAAUUUGGAUAAAUUGGAAGGGGAAGGAGAAGGAGAAGGAGAAGAAGAAACUAAAUUUGAAAAAUUUGAAGAUUUGCCCUACUAUUGUAUUGGUUUCAAAGAUUCAUCUGCUGAAAAUGUCCUCCGUACAAGGAUUUGGGCAGCAUUGCGGUGUCAAACUUUGUACAGAACGGUUUCUGGAUUUAUGAAUUAUGAAACUGCUCUAAAGAUUCUUUAUCGAAGUGAAAAUAUCGGGCUUGAUGCUGAAAAUGAUUUGUUCAUUGAAGAAGAAUUACAAGAGUUUGUUGAUCGGAAAUUUUGCUUACUUGUAGCUAUGCAAAAGUAUCAGAAUUUUUCAAACGAUGCUUCGGCUGAUGCCGAGGCACUAUUCCGGGCAUUCCCCAAUAUUUGUGUUGCUAUUUUGGAGACUGAAGGUAAUGCGUAUUACUCCACAUUAUUGGAUGUAUCGCAUCGGGAUUCUAGAGGUGAGUAUAUCAAGAAAUAUCGAAUCAAACUAUCAGGAAAUCCGAUUUUGGGUGAUGGGAAAUCAGAUAAUCAAAACAAUGCCCUUAUAUUCUACCGGGGAGAGUAUAUUCAAGUCAUUGAUGCUAAUCAGGAUAAUUACAUUGAGGAGUGUUUGAAAAUCAAAUCUCUAUUAACCGAGUUUGAAGAGAUUGAUAUCAAAGUGACAAAUGCAUAUGAACCUUACAAGGUGGCACCGAUUCAUGAAAAAAAACAGCAACAGUAUCCACCAGUGGCGAUUGUUGGUGCCAGAGAGUUUAUAUUCUCCCAAAAUGUUGGAAUAUUGGGCGAUAUAGCAGCUGGAAAGGAGCAGACUUUUGGUACCUUGUUUGCUCGAACAAUGGGUGAAAUUGGAUCGAAACUACAUUAUGGACAUCCCGAUUUUUUGAAUGGAAUAUUCAUGACUACUAGAGGUGGUAUUUCAAAAGCACAAAGGGGUCUACAUUUAAAUGAAGACAUCUAUGCAGGUAUCACAGCAACUUGUCGUGGUGGUAGAAUCAAACACUGCGAUUAUUAUCAAUGUGGCAAAGGCCGUGACUUGGGGUUCCAAUCAAUUGUCAAUUUCACCAAAAAGAUUGGUGCUGGAAUGGGAGAGCAGCUAUUAUCUAGAGAGUACUUUUAUUUGGGGACAAAGCUUCCUAUUGAUAGAUUCUUGUCAUUUUACUAUGCGCAUCCUGGGUUUCAUAUAAACAAUUUAUCAAUCAUGUUAUCAGUCAAGAUUUUCAUGCUAUUAGUUGCUAAUUUGGGAUCGCUCAACUAUAUAAAUAUUCCUUGUGAAAGAAAAGAAGGUGGUGGUAAUAAUGAUAUCCCUGGUUGUCAUAAUUUAGUUCCGGUAUUAAACUGGAUAGAUAGGUUUGUUCUAUCAGUAUUUGUUUGUUUUUUUAUUUCAUUUUUACCUUUGAUCAUCCAGGAGUUAAUUGAGAAGGGGUUCAUUAGAUCGAUUUUUAGAAUUGUUUUACAUAUCACGUCAUUGUCACCAUUUUUCGAAGUUUUCAUAUGUCAAGUAUAUUCAAGGGCUUUAAGAGACAAUUUUGUGUUUGGGGAAGCUCAAUAUAUAGCCACAGGAAGAGGAUUUGCCAUAUCGAGAGUUUCGUUUUCAUUGCUAUACACUAGAUAUGCUAAUCUAUCAAUAUAUUGUGGCGGAGAGAUAUUGCUCGUUGUGUUAUUUGGCAUGAUGACUGUUGGAAGAAAUGCAUUGCUUUGGUUUGUUAUAACCAUUGUUUCAUUAUGUUUAGCACCGUUUUUAUUCAAUCCUCAUCAAUUCAACUUUAUUGAUUUCUUUGUUGACUAUAGAGAGUUUAUCCGGUGGUUAUCUAGAGGCAACACCAAACCUAAAGAACUGUCGUGGAUUCUGUUUACUAAGAAUGUUCGAUCAAGAUUAACUGGAGAGAAAUCUCAAGGGUGUUUACUGGGGAGAAGUUCCACUACUAUUAAUUUACUACUUGGUGAAGUUGUUGCACCAAGUAUUGGUUUGGUGCUGUAUGUGAUUCCAUUCCUAUAUCUUCAUUCCAACCAUAGUUUAAUUGAAUUGAGUUUAUCGAAUCCGCUAAUUAAGCUUGCACUUGCUAUGGUUGUUCCCUAUGUGGCGAACAUUGCGAUUUUAGCCACGAUUUGGGCAACUUCCGUAACAUUAGCACCCAUUUUUGCCCUAUGUAUCAAGAGGACUCCAGCAUUCUUUGCCGGCGUGGCGCAUUUCCUAUCAAUAUUGAUCAAUAUUAUCAAUAUUGAAGUUUUUUUCUUUUUGGAAGAAUGGAACUUUGUUCACUUGAUUUCUGCACUCUUGGUUCUUUUUAGCUUCCACCGAGUCAUUUCCAACUUUAUAUUGAUUGUAGCGGUUUCAAGAGAGCGUCAAGAAAAUGUUACCAAUGAGGCAUGGUGGUCAGGAAAGUGGUACAAAAGCGGGUUAGGAAUUGCCGUUGUGUCACAGAAUGUCCGAGAAUUGAUUAUAAAAAUUUUAGAGUUGAACAAGUUUUCCUUUGAUUUCUUAUUGGGGCAUAUUUGUUUAUUCACCAUGUUUCCAAUAGUAUUGAUUCCAUAUAUCGAUACAUUACAUACAAUCGACGGUAUCGGUCGAUGGUAUCGGUCGACGACCAUUGAUAUGAAGCCUUUGACGAAAGCUGAUUUGCUAAGGCAGUUUGCGGAUGAUCAAGAAGAUGAGAUAUUUGGUGACAUUGAGAAUGUUGACUUUGGGCCAGGGACGGGGACAGCAGCAACUAGAAAUAAGGUAGGAAAAUCAACAAGGCGGCAAUAUGAAAAAGAAAAGGAGGCAAAAAAUGGCGGUGGUUCUGGUAUGGGUGCUGGUACGAGUACAGGUAUGGGUACCGGUGGUGACGAUGAUGACGCUAUAGAGACAUUGAAGGUGAACCAGCUCAAUUUAAAUACACAUAAUCUGCCGCUGUUUCAACUCACGCCCAAGAAUGGUGGCUCUAGUUCACCUACGAAAUCAACAAAGUCUAGUGGGAAACGAAUAACGCGGGAUGCGCUUAGUGAAUACAGCGAAGGAAACGAGAAUAACGACACUGAUAUCACUUCAGAGUUUUCCCAGGAUGAAUUUGAAGGGUGGGACGAAUGUUUCAAUAAAAACAAUCAGAACCAAAGCAUAUACCAGCAGAUGAAUCAACGAUUAAUUGCAAGAAAAGUAGCUCAACAAAGGGAAGCGGAAAGAGAGCAACAGGAAUUGAUUCAAAUGAGACAGCAACAGCAACAGCACCAGCAGAAUAAAAACACACGUGUUUUGUUAUUUAAGGAGAGUCCCAAAUCGGAAAGAUUCAAAGACGGUGGCCACAAGUUGACCAAUGAGAACUUGUCGCUUUUGGACCAGUUGGAAACUGAAAGAACUAUAAAUUACGAAUAUACUAGAGACGAUUACGAUGAAUUUGAAGAAGGGUUCAACGAAGCUGAAUUGGAAGAAAGCAUACUGAAAAUCCAGCCACUUAGGAGGAUUCAAUUACAGCAACUACAUAUGCAACAGCCGAGUUCGUCGUAUGGCACGAGGAAACUACUGAAUAAGCAAUCAAUGCCAUCGUUGGCAAGGAAUAAUGUUUCCAUAAUGAAGAAGUUUAAAUCAUCAAUGGAUUUGCAUGGAAGAAUCAAUGAGGAGAAUGAAGAGGAUAUUUAUGAACAACCUCAAUUCAACUAUAAUAAUCGAGUAAUUAAAAGAUUGGAUCGGAUUCCAUCUUAUUACAGUAAACCAGCAUUAAUAAAUACCGAGGAUAGAAAUCAAAUACUUGAUAAAUUUAAAGAAACAAAGAGUAAACACAUUCAUGGCCGUAAUAGGAAAAUGGGCAAUUUACGACAUUUGAAACCUACAACCAUAACAACAACAGCAGCAACAGAUAUUCCUAUACAACACCAGAAAUCAGCAAUGAGGUUUAACAAACAGAAAAGUGUUUGGGAAGGUAAUGAAGUUGAUUUACUACGAUUUGAAAAAAAGCCAUCUUUAAUUACAUCUAAAGAUAUUCAACCUAGGAGUAGUGCUAUUGGGACUGGAUUAUCUUGUAAGAAACAAGGUAAUAUGUUAUAUGACGAGAAGAAUUUAAGAUGGAUAAAUCUUGAAGAAGGAGGUGGAGGAGAAGAUGAGAUGAUUUUCGAUGAUAUACCCGAUUUGACUGACCCAGUAGAGACUUUAACACAGUAUAAUGUUCCUCAACAAUUAUCCCAACUUUCACAACGUGGAUCGCCUAGUAAAAAGAAGAAUAAUAACAACGAUGAUAUAUGUAUCGUUCAAUCAUCAUCAUCAUCACCGCCACCACCACCACCACUACCGCUUAGUUCGCGACGUGGUUUGUGCAGUCAAUAUACCCAACGAACUGUAUCAACGGCAACUUCUCAUACAGCCUCAUCAUCAACACAAUCGGACCACAAUUAUAAGCAUGAGAGAAAGGAGUUGAAAUUGAGUGAUAAAUUAGUUGAUAAGUUUUUGAAAGAGGAACAGAAAAUUGAACGAAAGAUUGGUCAUUGGUUCAUUGGAACUAAUGAAGCAAAACGAGAUUAUUACUGGGAAAUUAGGAAAAUGGUUACUGAAGAGGAUUAA
Messenger RNA from Lodderomyces oxycetoniae, 6561 nucleotides. RefSeq names its product Bfa1p (gene BFA1). The record is from RefSeq and is a predicted model, not a curated record. Gene Ontology annotation, molecular function: 1,3-beta-D-glucan synthase activity. Bases 1 to 6561 code for a protein of 2186 amino acids. The transcript is spliced from 4 exons. NCBI's taxonomy places the organism in Eukaryota, Fungi, Ascomycota, Pichiomycetes, Serinales, Debaryomycetaceae. Gene Ontology annotation, biological process: (1->3)-beta-D-glucan biosynthetic process; fungal-type cell wall polysaccharide biosynthetic process. Gene Ontology annotation, cellular component: 1,3-beta-D-glucan synthase complex; plasma membrane.